CCCCUUAGUGUGUGUUCCUGCUCCACAAUGUUUGUUGCCCUCAUCAACACACAUGUUCUUGUGUGUGACCCUUCCUUGGUUCCUGGAUAUUUGUCUUUCCUGGACUGAUUCUCCGUCUAUGAUCAAAUGGACGACCCAGGCCAUCUCUUGUCCCGCCUGCUUCCAACCUUUAAGCUGAGGUGAUGAGUGGGAAUAUAUGAUGUCUGAAGUACAGGGAACACUGGAGUUUUCUGUAGAGUUGCACAAGUUUCACAAUGUGGAUCUCUUUCAAAGAGGGUUCUACCAGGUGCGAGCAGGGCUGAAGGUCUCACCUCGAGUGCCCCACAGGUUGAUAGCGACAACUCAAGACAAUACGGGAGAAUGCAGCUUCAGCUCUGCGGGGGUUUACGACGGCACAGUGUUCAGCCGGAUAUUUCAGAUCCUUUACAGAAAUGAGGAGAUUGCGGUGAAUGACUGUAUGAUCUUCAAAGUCCACCUGCUGUUGGACGGAGAGAAGGUGGAGGAGGCCCUGAGUGAGGUGGACUUUCAGUUGAAGCUGGAUCUUCACUUCACUGACAAUGAGCAACAGUUGGCAGAGAUACUGACUGUCCCGUUGAUCAGCAGUCGCACCCUCAGCCUCCACUUCCACCCACGGAGAGGCCUCCACCACCACGUCCCAGUCAUGUUUGACUACUUCCACCUGUCCGUCAUUUCUGUCUCCAUACACGCCUCACUGGUUGCCUUACAUCAGCCGCUAAUCAGCUUUGCACGUACAGGGAAGGGCUCCUGGCUGGGGAAGAGCUCGCCAGAUAGCACGAGCGACCCAUCUGCCAUGUCUGUAGAGAACCUUGUGUUCGGAGCUGGCUACUGCAAGCCUGUCAUCUCUGAGGGGAGCUUUUAUGUGCCCAGUGAAGAGUGCCUGCAGAGAGCUCAUACGUGGCACCGAAGGCUCUGUCGCCUCCUGUUGGUGGCACAUAGAGGCCUGCACACAUACUACACUGCACUGAUGAAGGAAAUCCCACAACUCCAGCAGAUUCCACUAAUGUCAGAGGUGCUGCAUGUAGAAGAAACUCUCAACCAGCUCACAAUGGAGAUACAGCUUCAAGAGGGUCACGAGAAGGUAGCAGAGCAGAUCAGCAGGGACGUGAGCCAGCUCUGUUCCCAGCUGGCUGCUCUGUGGAGCAGCUUCCUGGAGGCUGCUGUGCUCAACCCCCACAUCCUUUCCUAUCUGGCCCAGGAGCACCACACGCUCAGGGUCAGGAGGUUCUCAGAGGCAUACUUCUUCACUGAACACCCCAAAGAGAUAUCUCUAACCUUUCAAGAGGAACUAAUUAACAGACAUGGCCAGAUAGCUACAGAGGUUCGGACUUCAGACUACCUAACCAAGAUGCCUCCUCUACCAGUUGAGUGCCUGGACAUUGAUGGGGACUGGAACAGCCUGCCCAUCAUUUUUGAGGACAGAUAUGUGGAGUCUCCUCAAACAGAGUCAGCCUCACAUGUGCCAACUCCUGCAAUUACUGAAGAGCGGACCAACUCUCAUCCAGCCAUCACUUCUUCCAAAAAGAUUUGUGGAAGCAGCCAGGGAGCCAGAUCACCAGCAAUACCCUCGGAUCCCUUGGACAGUGAUGACUGCAUGGACCUGCCCACAUAUGUCUCCCUUAUAGCAGAGCAGAGUAAGACCUACCCCAAUAUCAGAAGUAUCCAGAGCCCCAUUCCUCCUGAGGACAGAGCUGAACUCCCUCAAACAGAGUCAGAAAGUGUGAAGGAGCCAACAGAAAAAAAAGAGCAAGUUGAGGAGAACUGCAGUCCGGGGUACAUCGCAGUUAAGCCUUGUGAUGUAGAUCCAUAUAGAGGGGAAACAGACCUUGUUCAAACCUCAGGCCACAACCCACUCACUGUCUCCACUAACAGCAGUGAUGAGACCCCUGUUCAUGGAACAGAAAACACUGUCCCACUUUCUGAUGCCACAAAGGAGAGCUAUGCAAGAGAGGAUGAAAACAAUAAAGAGGAGUCUGACAUUGCAAUGCCAUUAAAUCACUCCAUGGAUGGUGAGAGUGAGGAUAUUCCUCUCAUCAGCCUGCCCGCAGCCUAUGUGCAUUCAGUUACGUCUCCCUAUUCUGGUGAUCUCAGAAAAGAGAUCACUCACCGUGGAGGUGUGGUUGGCUCCAAAAUCAUGAAGCGCUCGUCCUCUGUUAUUUCUGACUCAGGUAUCGAGAGUGAGCCCAGCUCAGUUGCAUGGCCCGUGGAGGCUAGUCUGCGUGGUCGGCCUCCUCUAGACUUCUCCAGUGAACGGGAGUUCCCACAGCAAAUUGUGUGUCGGCACCCGGUCCACCGCAGCUCUCUGGAAGGCCUGCAGAUGCAGAGUAAUGGCAGCCUUCCAAGUGCUGGUAUACAGGCCUCGCUCACGUCUAUUAGCUCCCUGCCCUAUGAGGAGGACCAGCAACAGAGGCAGCUCAGCAAACUGACCAAGUCGGUCUCAGCACCACAGAUAAGUAGCCCAGAAGACACAGUGGAGGACCAUGUGCUGCUCAACCAGGAGGCAGUUACUAAGAGCUUAAUGCAACACCAGGAUUCAUGUAAGAACAACUGCUCUUCUUUGACGAGCAACCUAGAUUCAGAGCAAUCUCUAUUAGACACAAGUUCAGUCACAAAUCUUGACCAUAUUCUCAAGGAGAGUAUUAGUUUUGAAAAGUCGAAUGCAGAGACUUGCAGACCCAAGACAGUGUUAAGUGGUGUGUCUGAAGUUUUGCAUCUGCAAGAGUCUGUAGAAAGCCCUCAUGUGAAGGAAAGGGUUGUUAUUGGCAGCUAUGGGGAGAAUAUUAAUCAUCAAACACACAUCAGUGAAAUGAGUGCCUCAGUGAAGGAUGUGCAUCUCAUUGAAUCAGAAGCAGUGCCCUGCAGCUGUGGAAACAAACCGUGUGUGCAUGAAAGUGUGGCAGAUCAAGAGAGGAUUGACACUGGAGAUGAGUGCCACCGGCUCGAUCAGACUGAAGUGCGUACUGUCGAGGACCAGGAGGGUCUGGAUACCUCACAAACACCUCUCAAGCUCUCAAGGCUUCAAUUCUCCAACAACCUCUCCAACAGUACAACCGCCACACAAAGGCCCAAUGACCUUACAGGGCUGGCAGCAAGUGAUAUCGUAUCAUCUUUUGAACUGAAUGGGUUAUCAUCCAGUGAGAAAGAGCCUUUAGACUGCCAGACAAAGUCCUCUAAGAUCCCCAACUCGGGGCUGGCCUUUGUGAAUAAGAAGAUGGUGGAGGUGGUGAACAUGUCAGUGUCCUGUGCCCCAACCUGUCUGCCAUUUUCUUCUGUUCUAAGAGACUCUCCGUCCGUCAGUGGAAUGUCCACUCGCCAGACUACCUCACCUAUAACCCAUCAGCCCCUGGGCUCCUUUGGCAUCAUCUCUUCAUCUUCACUCAACCCCUUUAACAUGGAUGAUGAGACCAACGAACGAAUGCUAAAUUUCUACAAGGCCAAAGAGGAGCUGUUCACAGAGUUGAGUUUUCAGGCCAGCUUGUACAGCGACCUUCCUCUCCUGGCAUCAGAUCUGCCCUACUUUCCCCCCGAGGAGGACGAUGAGGAGUUUGAUGAUGGCAUACACCUUGUGGUGUGUGUCCACGGGCUUGACGGAAACAGCGCAGACCUUCGUCUGGUGAAGACUUUCAUUGAGUUAGGGCUGCCGGGGUCCAGGCUCGACUUCCUUAUGUCUGAGAGGAACCAGACUGACACCUUUGCAGAUUUCGACACCAUGACGGACAGGUUGCUGGAUGAGAUCAUUCAGCAUAUCCAGCUGUACAAUCUCACCAUUGGCAGGAUAAGUUUCAUCGGCCACUCUCUGGGGAACAUCAUCAUCCGCUCAGUGCUGACGAGGCCGCGGUUCCGCUGCUAUUUGCCCAAACUGCACACUUUCCUCUCGCUGUCAGGCCCACACUUGGGAACGCUCUACAACAACAGCACGUUGGUCAGCACAGGUCUGUGGUUAAUGCAGAAGCUGAAGAAAUCAGGAUCCUUGCUGCAGCUCACCUUCAGAGAUCAUGUUGAUCCAAGGAAAACAUUCCUCUAUCUCCUGAGUCAGAAACCAGGGCUCCAGUUCUUCAAGAAUGUGGUGUUGGUGGCAUCUCCACAGGACCGUUAUGUUCCUUUCCACUCUGCAAGAAUAGAGAUGUGCAAAACUGCUCUCAAAGACAGAACCACAGGACCCGUGUACACUGAGAUGAUCAACAACCUCCUGCAGCCACUUGUGGAGGCCAAAGAGUGCCGGCUGAUCCGCCAGAAUGUGUUUCAUGCCCUGCCCAACACAGCCAACACCCUGAUUGGCCGAGCAGCCCACAUCGCUGUCUUGGACUCUGAGCUUUUCCUGGAGAAGUUCUUCUUAGUGGCAGGACUCAACUACUUCAAAUAAAGGUGCUAGAGCUCCAAAGUGACAGGACCAAACCUGUUAGUGACUGGCAGAGCUGAUUUGGAAGAAAAGGUCCUAACCUUCACCUUGUAAAGUAUAUUUCAUGUAUAUAAUCACUGGUAUUCAAAGGCGAGACCUGUAUAUUUGAUCGGUUAGGAUUGAUAGCAGAUGUUAAAAAGGUCAUUGUGCAUUGUGACUGUUUAAAUUGCUAACUCAAAAGUCUGAGUUUGAAGUGUAGCCAUGCAAAACAACAUCUAUCACAGGACUGACUGUAGAUGUUUGGUUUGGCCUUAUGAAUAACCUGUCAGCAGGCAUUUAAAUACAGUACUUACAUUGUAGAGUGGGUUGGAGCAUAUAGCAUCGCCAGUUAAUUGAAUUCUUCUGUAAAGGUUCCACAGAUAGUUUUACACUAUCCUUAGAAACGAGGCAACAGAUGCACAGCAUUUAUCCUCCAGAUUGUACAUGAUUUCGUUGUACAAAACAGA
Messenger RNA from Paralichthys olivaceus (Japanese flounder), 4863 nucleotides. RefSeq names its product family with sequence similarity 135 member B (gene fam135b). The record is from RefSeq and is a predicted model, not a curated record. Lineage: Eukaryota; Metazoa; Chordata; Actinopteri; Pleuronectiformes; Paralichthyidae.